AACUCCCGCCAGCUCAGUGUCAAUUGCGCACGCUGUGGGGCGGAACCAGCACGCAUUUCCAGACCUGCAGAAACCCGGCGCUGGCUUGCAGCGCUUGGUAGCGAACCGCCCCCUCACUAUUGCGGCUGCGCGUGGGCCAGGUACCGGGGCAGGGGGCGUGGCGCCGAAGACCCUGUAGUUUGCGCUGGCGCGGCGCGUUCCGGGACCGAUGGCGGCAGUGGACCUGGUCGCCGAGUUCCCCCAGCCCGCCGGUGCUGCGCGCUGGGCCGAGGUGAUGGCUCGGUUCGCCGCCAGGCUAGGCGCGCAGGGCCGACGGGUAGUGUUGGUCACGUCCGGCGGCACCAAGGUCCCCCUGGAAGCCCGGCCUGUGCGCUUCCUGGACAACUUCAGCAGCGGGCGGCGCGGUGCUACCUCGGCCGAAGCCUUCCUGGCCGCGGGCUAUGGGGUCCUGUUUCUGUACCGUGCUCGCUCUGCCUUCCCCUUUGCCCACCGCUUCCCGCCCCAGACCUGGCUGUCGGCUCUGCGGCCCUCCGGCCAAGCGGCUUCGGGCUUGCUGAGCUUGGAGGCAGAGGAGAAGGCACUCCCGGGCUUCGCUGCGGCUCUGCGGAGCUACCAGGAGGCUGAGGCUGCCGGCACCUUCCUGGCCAUAGAGUUCACCACUUUGGCAGACUAUUUGCAUCUACUGCAGGCUGCAGCCCAGGCGCUCAAUCCUCUAGGCUCUUCUGCGAUGUUUUACCUGGCUGCGGCCGUGUCAGAUUUCUAUGUUCCUGUGUCUGAAAUGCCUGAACACAAGAUCCAGUCAUCUGGGGGCCCACUGCAGAUAACAAUGAAGAUGGUGCCAAAAAUGCUUUCUCCUUUGGUUAAAGACUGGGCUCCCAAAGCAUUUAUAAUUUCCUUUAAGUUGGAGACUGACCCCUCCAUUGUAAUUGAUCGUGCACGGAAUGCUUUGGAAAUUUAUCGACAUCAAGUGGUGGUGGCUAAUAUCCUUGAUUCACGUCGGUCCUUUGUGGUUAUUAUAACCAAAGACUCAGAAACCAAGUUAUUGUUAUCAGAGGAAGAAGUAGGAAAAGGCAUAGAGAUAGAAGAGAAGAUAGUGGAUGAUCUUCUGUCUCGACAUACCGCUUUUAUACAUGACAAAAACUGAAGUAAAAAGCCUUUAUUUAUAGGAUCAAAAAUUGUUCAGUGGACCAGGGCUCUUACAGAUGGUGAGAACUAGAAUAAAUCCUUUGCUUUCUUAAAGACAGAAAAUGAAGGGGAAAAGCAGUGAGUGGUGUGCAGACGAAUAUUGCUUGGUGUUUGUCUUUUAAAGGUCUUUUAAUACUCAUAAAACAUGAAAACAAAGGUAAAGCAGUAUGACCAAACCACCUGACACACUCACCUGAAUGUUAUCUUGAUUUUGAAAAUGAUUCAAGUUGUUUCUCACCUAAAAAAAAAAGAGCUUAUUGGGAAUUAUAUUCCUCAAAAUAUACAUGUGGGGCCUGAAUAUCAAUCUUCUUCAUACUGUAAAAGGGAUUAUGGAUGCAUGAAUGGCCAUGCUUUGAAGAUCAAAUAUUUGUUCAUGCCUACUAUGUGAUAGGCCCUGAGGAUUUUGAGGAUUCAAGAGAUGAAUAAACAUGUCUAGUUUGGGAAAUGGAUAUAUAAAAAAUUAAGUACAAUAAAGUGUGUGCCCCAAAGCCAACACAA
Molecule: messenger RNA, 1683 nt
Organism: Balaenoptera ricei (Rice's whale)
Lineage: Eukaryota; Metazoa; Chordata; Mammalia; Artiodactyla; Balaenopteridae
Gene: PPCS
Product: phosphopantothenoylcysteine synthetase
Exons: 3
Coding region: 209-1144 (311 amino acids)
Biological process (GO): coenzyme A biosynthetic process
Cellular component (GO): nucleus; cytoplasm
Molecular function (GO): phosphopantothenate--cysteine ligase activity
Source: RefSeq, a predicted model, not a curated record